GCCAACGUUUCCGCGCGCAGUCUUCCCCCCCCACGGCCGCCCCCCGCCCGCGGGGGGGGACGCCGCCGCGCCAUGGAGGGCGCCGACGACUGGCCGGCGCCCGACGGCGGCCGCCUGGAGCGCGCCGAAAGCUGGUGCGAAGACGGAGUCCGUGGGCAGCGCGUGCAGCGCCCCCGGCGGCGCCGCGCGCGCGCUGCGGAGGGCCGUGGGCAGCAGCGGGGAGGCGCGGAGCGCCCGGGGUACGCCCGCGCGGUUCGAUCGGCUGCACGCCCAGGGCCCGGACGCGCGGCGCAGCCAGGGCGCGCUGAGCUCGCCGUCGCUGCAAGGGCGGCGGAGCGCGGGCAGCGCCGCUGCCCUGCCGCGCAAGGCGGGCUUUGCCUCGCCAGCGGGGACCCCGACCAGCGCCAAGAGGCACACGUCCCGACUGCCAGCCCCAGGCCGAACGGCUUCGCGCGGCCCCGGCCCCGAGGGUCGCUGGCGGCGGCCCUGAGCGAGGCGGCGGCGGGGAGCCCCGAGGCAGGGCGGCCCGCGGGGAGGGACUCCGUGAGGGACUCGCUGGGCAUCGUGGAGCCGGCGGGCGCUCCUGCCCACGGGCCCCCGGGGAGGCCGAAGGGUGACGUGGCAGUCUGCGUGCGGCUGCGGCCUGGGCCGCGGCAUGACGUGUGCAUCUCCGUCCAGAACGCAAACUGCGUGCGCCUGCAGUGCUGGGACGACGUCCGCGGCACUGGGAACAGUGGCCCCAUCUACUGGUGCGACCACGCCUUCGGCCCGGAGGCGUCGCAGGAGGAGGUGUACGACGUGGCGGUGGCGCCCAUAUGCGCGUCCGUGCUCGAGGGGUACAACGGGGCCGUCCUGGCCUAUGGGCAGACCGGGUCGGGGAAGACGCACACGAUCAUCGGUGAUGCCCAGCACCGGGGCGUCAUCCCGCGCGCCGUGGCGACGAUCAUCGAUACCCUCCGGGACAGGCGGCACUGGUCGGUCGAGGUCUGCAUGCUGGAGAUCUACAACGAGCGGACCCGGGAUCUGCUCGCCCCUGGCCAGAGCGUGUGCCAGGUAGACAUCCACGAGGUGCAGGAUGCCGCCGGCGUCUCCAGCUUCCAGUGCCCCGGGGCGACGAGGCGCGCCGUGCGGUCGGCCGAGGAGGUGCUCUCCGCUCUCGUGGAGGGCCUGCGGCGCCGCGAGACGGCGCACACGGACAUGAACCACAACAGCAGCCGCUCGCACCUCAUCUUCACGCUGGACGUGACGCAGGUGGACGACGCCCUGGGCGCGACCCUGCGCGGGCGCCUUCACCUGGUGGACCUGGCGGGGAGCGAGCGCCUGAAGCGGUCGAUGGCCUCACAGGCCUCGAGCGUCAACGAGCGCGACCUCCUGCCGUCCUCUAAGAGCCCGCGGGACCUGAACGCCCAGCGGAAGGAGGCUGGCGCUAUCAACAAGUCCCUCGCGCAGCUGGCGCUGGUCAUCCAGCGCCUCUCCUCUGGGGGAAGCCUGCGGCACGUUCCCUACCGGGACUCCAUGCUGACGAGGCUGCUGGCCGACAGCUUCGGGGGCAGCUCGAAGACCUGCCUGAUCAUCACCUGCUCGUCGCUCCGAGAGGGACCGCGAGGAGACGCGAGGCACGCUCGAGUUCGGCAAGCGCGCUGGCCUGGUGCGCAACGUGGCCCAGAUCAACAUCGAGAUGGCUCAGGAGCCGUCCGAGGUGGUUAAGGCGCUGCUGGCCAAGGAGCUGGCGGAGAUGACCAAGGAGAAGGAGGCGCUCCAACUCAAGGUGUGCGAGGCGGCCGCGGAGGUGCUCCAGCUGCAGAGGCUCCGGGCGCAGGACGUGCGGAGGCUCGAGGAGGAGAACGGCGCGCUGGAGGAGGAGCUCCGCCGCACGCGGGAGGAGCAGUCCGAGACGCACCGCCUGGUGCAGGCGGCGCUCGCGGUUUCCAGCCAGGCGCAGGA
This is a messenger RNA of Prorocentrum cordatum, 1944 nucleotides long. The record is from the annotation of a GenBank genome assembly. Lineage: Eukaryota; Dinophyceae; Prorocentrales; Prorocentraceae.